UUUACACGAUGCAAGUGGGUAACAGUUGUUCACACUCUUUUCGUUCCAGAAUGAUUCUUUUAGAAAGAACAUGGCGUAUCUUUUAGUUUUUGAGUAAUAUUAUUGUGAGAAAGUAUUUUCUGUGAUAUAUCGUGCUUCCGUUGGUUGGAACAUGGCGGAUGGCUACUUGGGAAUGCCGUCUUGAAAUUUGGAGUUGUUGUUCAGAUUUUGUUAACAGUCUCUUAUUCCCAAGAGUGACAAUACCCGUGCUUCAAAGACAAUACGUGCAUGUGCUUUGAACUGAUCAACUGCAUUAAUUUCCUGGCGUUUCAUAAUCCGAAAAUAUAGUGAAAAUAUUCAUGUGACCGGGCAACUAGAAUCAAACAUGGCGUCUGCCUUGAACGAGGAAAGCGUACAGAAGAAAUUACAGAGUGUAACAAACGCCCAAGACAGCAUACAAAGCCUGUCACUCUGGAUCAUACACCACAAGACACACCACAAGGAAAUUGUGCGUUUGUGGUUGAACGUAUUUAAAAAAGCGAAAGCUGCUCAUCGACUGACUCUGUUUUACUUGUGCAAUGAUGUUGUACAAAACUGUAAGAGGAAGAAUGCCAUCGUGUAUCGAGAGAGUUUCAAGGAUGUCAUCAGAGCAGCUGCUAUAUUUGCAAGAGAUAAGACUAUCAAGGGGAAGGUAGAGAGGAUCUUCAACAUCUGGAAGGAACGCAGUGUGUUUGAUGGGAAGUACAUCUCUAGUCUACACGGCAUCAUGGGUACCCAGUCAGAUUCCCAUUCCCAUUCUUCAAAACGCAAGACAUCCUCCAAGCCAGCCUCUCCUGCAGUCACAGUGACCCCUGCUGCUGUUUCCACCCCUCCUGCAGGACCUAAACCUGCCAUCUCACAGGUGGACCCCAAACUCAUCGCUGAUUUCAAGCCAUCAGUGCUCCUGGACAGGAUGAGGACGUUCAACCUUAUGGAGCAGGAUGUUGUUCUCAGGCACAGGCAGAUGGCGCAUCUCAAACUGGAUGUGUCCAGCCAAGAGGCUGUCAAGCAACUCAAAGACAAGACACAUGGGAAGGAGUUCUCGCAUCAGUUUGAGGACUCGUGUUUGAAGCUGGAGGACUACCUGGAGAAGCUGGACACCCAGAAUCAAAACAGGAAGACUCUCUUGGAAUUCAUGGAGACAGCUGAACUCUUCUAUGAUGAGCAAUACAGAGAGGCCAAGAUUGUUGCCAAUGCAUACAAGAAUUUUGGUACACGCAUUACCAACAUGAGUAAGCGGGUUAGUGACCUAAAGAAAACCCUGCCCUACACGAUCAGCCCUGUUCCUUCACCUGCCUUGGAUGCCCCGUCACCUGGACAGACUCCCAGGGAGGACGACAACAUAGAGGCUGUGGACAUGGAUCUGUCAGAGGAUGAUACAGCUUCGUCAGUGGGGAUACAUGCUCACACUACAACUACAAAGUCCAUCUUAAAUCCUAUUGCAAGUGUAACACAGAUUACAGUGAAAGGAGGGGAUUCCCCAGGCACACCAGAACACCAGCCUGUCAUGGCUGUCUAUCAGCCUCCCAGUAAGAAGGGAAUGGGUGAUGGCCUUGACAAAAGACUAGCUAACCUGAUCCCUAGUCUACCAAUGUCCCACAACUCGAAGAAGAAUCUGCCUGAGUCACAAGAUGUUUUCUCUCAUGCUGCUCUUGCUGGGAGCAACAAGAACCUAACAUCCCACAACAUUCAGUCAUACAGUGCCAAGAAUGUGUUUAGUGGGGGCAGUGAGGGGGGUUCCACCCCUCUGAGUGAUGAACGCUGCUCAACACCGGUGCAAGAUGAGGUUCCCGAGGUGGAGCCCGAAGAUGAGCAGGACAGUCUGCUGGAGCAAGUGAAGGAGGCAUCUAACCCAAUAGACAUUCUCACUAAACUCAUCAGUAAAUCACAGAAGAGUGCUCCUUCUGCAUCAGAGUCAAAUUUUCUGCAAAGUUUAUCACUGCUGACUAGCACUGUUAAGUCACAGGUGGAGAAAGCAAAGUUAGCAAAAAUGAAAAAGCCUGAAGAUAGCUCUGAUGAUGAAGAAGGGAGUCAAGAUGAGACUGGUUUGCAGCCCAAAUCAUGGGCUGCAUGGAAAGCCAAAUCAAAUCCUCCUGAGGAAACUAGUCGCACACCUCCCCGGCCUAUCCCUUCCAUUCAGUCCUCAAGGCCAGAGCAGCAGAUAUCUGGUCUUGUUUCUGAAUCUGAUGAGUCACUACCAGAUCAAGGUGAUCUGCAGGAUAGUAUCCCAGAUCCAGUUCCACAACCAUCAAUGCAAGUUCCUCAAGGUCCACCGAUACAGGUGGCUCAGGCUCCUCUGGGCCAAGGGAUGCAUCCAGGUCCUGUUAGUGCUCCUGUUCUACCUAGCAGCCUACCUCCAGGGCCUGUAAUGGCCCCUGGUCAUCCAGCUGCUCCAGCAGUCCAACAUGGUCAUCCUGGUCCAGGACAGCCACCAACUCAAGUCCAACCAUCAGGACACCUCCAGGGACCUCCCAUUCAUCAGGGUCCACCACCAGGGCAUCCCCAAGGGCCACCUCAAGGACAUCAUCAAGGACACCCCCAUGGUCUACCACCUGGGCAUCCCCAUGGCCCUCAUACUCCUACCCAUGGCCCUCCACAUACCCCUACCCAUGGCCCUCCACAUACCCCUACCCAUGGCCCUCCACUUGGCCCUCCCCAUGGCCCUCCACCAGCACAUCCUCAAGGUCUUCCACCAGAUCAGAGACCACCUCUGACAUUACCUCCUGGUAUACCCAUGAGUCAGCCUCCAAGACCAUUACCUGGACAUCCCAUGCAUCCUGGAAUGGGAGUGCAACCUUUAGCCCCUCCAAUUCCUCCUCGACCUCCAUCAAAUCCCCCUGUGAGUUACAUGCCUCCUCGUCUACACAUCCCUCCCCCACAUUUUUCCACAACUCCCACUUCAGUUUCAUACAAUCCCCUAAUGACACCACCCCCAGGAUACAUGCCUCAGACUUCUCCUAGUCAGAAAGAAAACUGGCCCUCUUCUGACUCGACUCAAAGCUCUCCUAGUGCUCUUGUAUCACUUGUAGGACCAGAUGUACCCCCAAUGAACCAAAGAUCGUCACCAGCAGCUGAGAUGCCAAAUCCACCUUUCAAUUCGCCUCUCCCGAAACCACCUAAAGGUAUAUUGAGAAACUCUCAGGCCCCAGUAUUAAAAGAGGUGUCCCAAGCAUCGGGUCAACUAGCAGACCUCACUUCUCCCACUCCUGGCUCAGGCCCUAAACCCCCAUCAAUACCCCCAUCCCCAUCAGACUCAAGACCACCUCCUCUGCAUGGGCAGUCACCGCUGGUGCUACAGCCAGGGGAAGAUCUAAUAGAAUUCACAGAGAAGCUAAAAAGAAAAACAGCCGAGUCUCAGCCAGAAGGGCGCCCCAUUCAGCCUGUGUUGAGUCUUAACCCAAGACGGCCAAAUCUAACAACAAUUACUCCCUGUGAAGAAAUGGACACUGACAAUGGUACUGAGACUCAGACAAAUGAGGAAAGUGACACUGAAAACUCUGAAGGAAACAAGUCGAUUCAAUCAAUACAAUCCAUCUCAACACUUGGCAGUGUGGUUCGACGUGUUGAUCAUUCAGAUCGAGACAAGGGGAAGCCAUGCAGAAAUGAGACGGAAGCCAGUGGAACCAUUGCAACAUGGAGGACAUGGGUCACAUUACGGGUCUGAUUACAGAGAUCCUUACUUUGACCGACACAGGAGUCAGCCGCACCACUACCCCCCUCACGACCCCUACAGAGACCCCUACAGAGACCCCUAUGCUCGGUAUCCCCCAUACUAUCGUAAUGAUCCCUACGGCCCCUCACCAUCUAAGAGACCCUACCCAGAUCCUUAUGAUCGAAGGAGACCUAAUUAUCGGUACUAACAAGUGGUGAUUGAGCUGAGAAGUGGAAUGUGUGCUUUGUGAAUGGCAUCUGUAAAGAUUCUAUACAGUGGUUUGAAUGUUUUGUAACUUAGUUACAUCCAUGAUACUCUGAAUGUUUCCAAACUGGCAUGGGUCGUGCAUGACAGCAAAGAAAGGACAGCUGCUGUAAAGCAAAUUCUGGGGGAAAUACUAUUCAUGGCAGCAUUUGAACUGAAAUAUGAAAAUGUGAUUGUGCUGUCAUGUUUCUGCUUGUAGAAACCUCUUAUUCCUCAAUUCAAAUGAAACUUGUAUGCAAUGGUUAAUUCUCAAUUUCCUUGACGUCCACAGCGAGUGAGGUCUUUAUGACAAUCUUAGGGCAUGUUAUCUCCUGACAAUUACAGGUCAGUGCAUCAGCUUAUUUCAGUAUCAUGUUAUGAAAAGUUGUGAGCAUUUAUCUGUUUCUGAUGUAUAGUGAAGUUGGACCUUUUAACUGUAUAUCUGUAUGAAAAUGAAAUGAAAUAUUUUAUUGGACUGAGAAAGGUGAUUUAUUUUUUGCCUGUGGGAAUUCUUCAAGACCUUGGCUUAAGUUGCCUGUUGGGCAUGUGUCCUAGUUUUUGUAUAUUUGUCAAAAUGAAUGUGUAGCUAAUUGUGGGUUCAAAACAUGCAUAAGUGGAAAUAGUUCUGUAACCGUAUGGGUUCUAUAAUGAUUACAAUGGAAAAUAUCUUGAAAAUGGCUCUUUGGGAUUUAUCGUGUUGAAUUGCUGAGGAAGGGUUUUUUUAAAGAAGAAGCAUGCAGUUUCAAAUGCUGUUCAAACACUACUCUCUACGUCUUCAUUCCUUGGAAACUGUUCCAGUAACAGCAGCAGAACCUUGCUGUUAAUGCUUGUGCUGUCAAUGCUUUUGGGGAUAGUACCGGUACUCUCAUUAUACAUAUAAAGACUAAUGUUGGCUUGGUAACCAUGGAUUCCUGAAGCUGAUGUGUAUCAUUGCUUUGAAAGUGUAGCAAAAUGUUCAAAAGUGGACUUAAUAGAAAUGCAUGACCGUGUUUACAAUUACCUGACAGUUUGUGUUCUAUCACAGGCUAUCGUGCAUUUGUAUUUCUGUUAUUUAUCUCAAUUGUACUGUCUCUUUGAAAAAGGGCAUUUUUAGAUUUCAAUGUUUCACUUGUUUUGUUUGUGAUUUUUGCAACACAUUAUUUUCAAUUGUGUCUUGGGGGACUGUUCUGCCAGGCAGGGGUGUCAGAAUAUAUAGCACUAUUUCAAUGAGGCAUGGGUGAAUACUGUGUAGUUUGUGUACUGUGUAUGAAUGUUUGUUCAAAGUGUCCAAUAAGGAAAUGCAUCAUGCUAUAAUGAUUGAUUGUUGGUAGCAAUUUUCUAUGAAGUUUUAGGAGCAUUUCCACAUAAAUGACCAAGCUGUUUUCAUGCACUAUGUUAAUUGAAAUAAUUGUCUGUGGUCUAUUUGUUUGUUAACAGUACUUAAUUUAAAUGAAAAACAAGCAAUUAUGAUUCACAAUAUAUUUCUAGGGUCUGCUUCUACUUUGAGUAAAGAUAGAUCGACAAAACAACAGAAAGGUAUUCAUUUCUAAGUUUCAGUAUUCCUUUUGAUUUUUAGUUUAUAAAGGGACCAUAAAGAAAUAUUUUUGUUAUUUUGAACACAUUGUUACUGCCCACAGUACAUAGGCUUACCCAUCUGUGUGGGAGAAUAAGGUGGUGCUGACGUUCUGACACCCCUGAUUAACUGCGUCAGUUUGCACAGACCGACAGUUCCAGUCUUAAUUCAGUUGUAUGCAUGGCAGAAUGUGAGAGUGAGAUGUAUUGGGAAGAUGUACAGCUUGAUGUAUAUUUCCAGGCAAAAAUAAAUAAGUCUGACUUUUUUAA
Haliotis rubra (blacklip abalone) is the source of this 5734-nucleotide messenger RNA. Its product is annotated as regulation of nuclear pre-mRNA domain-containing protein 2-like. Gene Ontology annotation, cellular component: RNA polymerase II, holoenzyme. The record is from RefSeq and is a predicted model, not a curated record. Gene Ontology annotation, biological process: mRNA 3'-end processing. Lineage: Eukaryota; Metazoa; Mollusca; Gastropoda; Lepetellida; Haliotidae. Gene Ontology annotation, molecular function: RNA polymerase II complex binding.